UGUUGUAUUGCAUUUGGGCUUUCACUCCUGAGGAGUGGCUUCAUUCCAUAGGGUUCACUUACUGGCCUCAAAAAUACUGGGCUCUUGCACUGCCAAUCUACCUGGUGGUUGCUAUUGUGAUCGCUGUAUUGUUGCUGUUUGGAAUAAACAUGAACAACACUGCUCCACUUGACUCAAUGGAUAGCAUCACAGGUCAGUAUUGUUACAUAUUUUGUUCAUUAUAGGUAAUGAGGGCCCUGUUUUAGAGUAAUGGUAGUGCAGAGGUAAAACUAAACGUUUACUAGUAAUUGGCCCACCCCUUACACACUCCACUGUGAGCACUUUUUCUGUAGAAAUCUAUUUUCAAGCCCCUCACAGACA
This is a messenger RNA of Cynoglossus semilaevis (tongue sole), 360 nucleotides long. RefSeq names its product phosphatidylinositol N-acetylglucosaminyltransferase subunit P-like. The annotation marks the transcript as partial. The transcript has 2 exons. Gene Ontology annotation, biological process: GPI anchor biosynthetic process. Gene Ontology annotation, cellular component: endoplasmic reticulum. The record is from RefSeq and is a predicted model, not a curated record. Lineage: Eukaryota; Metazoa; Chordata; Actinopteri; Pleuronectiformes; Cynoglossidae.